CGAGAGGAACCUACACGCUGACCGGGACCGGGGUGCUCGGGUGGGAGAUGGAAGUGGAAAACCAGGACUGCCCCUGAGGGAUCCAGGGUUGGAAGCCCAGGCCUGGGACCGGGUCCGCUAGCCGAGUAGGGAUGAGGGCCGGGAACCGAGGGGCCCAGGAAGACGUAGGCCUACGGACGGGGAGCCUCAGGGUGGAGACCCAGGCCCAGGAGUGGAGGACAUGCAGGGCUCUGCUCGAGCUGAUCUGAGGCUCCAGUAGAGAGCCAUUGCAGGUUUGGGGGUGGGGCAGACACCCUGGGCCUAAGGGGGCCGCCCUGGGCAGGGGGCAGAGGUGGUUUCUGAGGACGAUUCCACAGACUGGGGUGUGUCUGGGACUGCUGUAAACUUGGGAAGGCGAGAAGCAGCGUAGGCAGGUGGCUGGGCGGGACAAUGGAGAACAAAGGUGAGCAGGAAGGAGAAGAUGGGAGGCAGAAGCUGGGCAGAGGACAGGGGAAGGGACCUCAGUCCUGGCUCCUACCCUCUCCCUGGAGAGCAGGUGGCCAGACACCCAGAGGCCAAAGCAGGAGCUGACCUGGAGCUGGGGACACGGGCCUAAGAACUCCCUGGACAGGGCCGAGGCUAUGGCCCCUCCACCACCACCACUGGCUGCCAGUACCCCACUCCUACAUGGCGAGUUUGGCUCCUACCCAGCCCGAGGCCCGAGAUAUGCCCUCACCCUCACAUCACAGGCCCUGCACAUACAGCGGCUGCGCCCGAAGCCUGAAGCCCGGCCCCGGGGUGGCCUGGUCCCACUGGCUGAGGUCUCAGGCUGCUGCACCCUGAGGAGCCGCAGCCCCUCGGACACAGCAGCCUACUUCUGCAUCUACACCUACCCUCGGGGCCGGCGUGGGGGCCGGCGAAGAGCCAGCCGCACCUUUCGGGCAGAUGGUGCAGCCACUUAUGAGGAGAACCGUGCUGAAGCCCAGCGCUGGGCUACUGCCCUCAUGUGUCUACUUCGAGGAUUACCACUGCCUGGGGACGGGGAGAUCACCCCUGAGCUUCUGCCACGGCCACCCCGGUUGCUCCUAUUGGUUAAUCCCUUCGGGGGGCGGGGUCUGGCCUGGCAGUGGUGUAAGAACCACGUGCUGCCCAUGAUCUCUGAAGCUGGGCUGUCCUUCAACCUCAUACAGACAGAACGUCAGAACCAUGCCCGGGAGCUAGUCCAAGGGCUGAGCCUGAGUGAGUGGGAUGGCAUCGUCACCCUCUCGGGAGAUGGGCUGCUCUUUGAGGUGUUGAACGGGCUCCUAGACCGCCCUGACUGGGAGGAGGCCGUGAAGAUGCCUGUCGGGAUCCUCCCCUGCGGCUCCGGAAAUGCUCUGGCGGGGGCAGUGAACCAGCAUGGGGGGUUUGAGCCGGCCCUGGGCCUAGACCUGCUGCUCAACUGCUCACUGCUGCUCUGCCGCGGUGGUGGCCACCCACUGGAUCUGCUGUCUGUGACACUGGCCUCAGGUUCCCGCUGUUUCUCCUUCCUGUCUGUGGCCUGGGGCUUCGUGUCGGACGUGGACAUCCAGAGCGAGCGCUUCAGGGCCCUGGGCAGUGCCCGCUUCACACUGGGCACAGUGCUGGGGCUCGCCACACUGCACACCUAUCGAGGACGGCUCUCCUACCUCCCUGCCUCUGUGGAGCCAGCAUCGCCCACGCCUGCCCACAGCCUUCCCCGAGCCAAGUCAGAGCUGACGCUGACCCCAGAACCAGCGCCACCCAUGGCCCACUCCCCCUUGCAUCGCUCAGUGUCUGACCUGCCCCUGCCCCUGCCCCAGCCUGCCCUGGUCUCCCCUGGCUCACCUGAGCCUCUGCCUGUACUGUCUCUCAAUGGUGGAGGCCCAGAGCUGGUGGGUGACUGGGGUGGGGCUGGGGAUGCUCCUCUGUCCCCAGACCCGCUGCUGCCCUCACCCCCCAGCUCUCCCAAGGUAGCUUCGCUCUCACCCAUCACAGAAGGGCCCCCUGAAAUGCCAGCCUCCUCUGGCCUCCCCCCUCCCACCCCUGGUGCCCCAGCGACCUCUACCUGGGGGCCACCGGACCACUUGCUGCCUCCCUUGGGCAGCCCAUUGCCCCCAGACUGGGUGACGUUGGAGGGAGACUUUGUGCUUAUAUUGGCCAUCUCUCCCAGCCACCUGAGCGCUGACCUGGUGGCAGCUCCACAUGCACGCUUUGAUGACGGUCUGGUGCACCUAUGCUGGGUGCAGAGCGGCAUAUCACGGGCGGCGCUACUGCGCCUUUUCUUGGCUAUGGAGCGUGGUAGCCACUUCAGCCUGGGCUGUCCGCAGCUAGGAUACGCUGGGGCCCGUGCCUUCCGCCUCGAGCCACUCACGCCUCGCGGCCUGCUCACAGUGGACGGGGAACUUGUAGAGUACGGGCCGCUGCAGGCGCAGAUGCAUCCAGGCCUCGGUACUCUGCUCACUGGGCCUCCUGGCUGCGCGGGGCAGGAGCCCAGAACCUAAUCUAGCUUGGAUCCCGCUAGGGGUGGGGCCUUAGGUAGAAGGUGUGGCCUGACUACUGAGUUGGGACGGGGCUCCCAACUGCGAGAUUAAUCCCGCCUCCGGGGAACCAGAACUGCUGCUGGAGGGUGGCCCGCCGUCCCGAGGAUAGUGCCUGACCAAUGAGGGUGGGACCUGGCGCCUGGGCUCGGGCUGCUGCUGGCGGGGCUCAGUUACGACCCUCGCCUCCGGCUCGCUGAAGGCCAGGGCGACUGAGGGCAGAGACUACCUUAAGCGUCGCCCAAUGACGGGAGCUGGGAAAGGCCUUAGUUCAUCGGCCAGUCAGGGCCCGGUUCUCGCCCUAUCCACUCCGGUGCCUCCACUUAACUGGCCAAUCAGCCCGGGAGGGGCAGGUUCCCCAGGGCCGUCGUUCAGAUUUGCACUAAUGUUCCUCCUUUCCCCCGCUGGUGGGGGCGGGGAAUUCAUUUCCUCUGUUCUGUGUCUUGUGCGUCCCGUCCCCAAUUUAAAAAGCAAUUGAAAAGGUCUAUGCAAUAAAGGCAGCCGCUUCAUUCCUCUAGA
Molecule: messenger RNA, 3035 nt
Organism: Ictidomys tridecemlineatus (thirteen-lined ground squirrel)
Lineage: Eukaryota; Metazoa; Chordata; Mammalia; Rodentia; Sciuridae
Gene: Sphk2
Product: sphingosine kinase 2
Biological process (GO): phosphorylation; positive regulation of apoptotic process; sphinganine-1-phosphate biosynthetic process
Cellular component (GO): membrane; cytoplasm; intracellular membrane-bounded organelle
Source: RefSeq, a predicted model, not a curated record